AUGGUGGCACAAACAGGAAUUCCCCCAUCACAGAUGAAGAGAAAAAGAGAGGAAAACGAAGUAGAAAAAUGGAAAAAUCAUUACUCAUCAAAGCAUCUGGUUUUAUUGGUUGGAGAAGGAGACUUCUCUUUUUCCCUCUGCUCGGCCAGAGCUUUUGGCUUCGCAGGAAACAUUGGCGGCACUUGCCUUGAGACCCAAAGGAUUUUAAGUAACGAAUAUGGAAAUGGAUCGAGUAAUGUGAGAGAACCUGAAGAAAGAGGCUGCUUGGUGUUGUACGGGGUGGAUUAUAGUUUGAACGCGGAAUUGCUUGCGGGUUUUAUGGAGAAUGCUAAGUUCUACCGAAAGAGGAUGAUGGUAGAGAUUCAUGCGACCCACAAGGUAGGAUAUCCUUACAACAGAUGGCGAUUAGAUAAGAGCGCAAAGAAGAAAGGUCUGGUUUUGCAUGACACUGUUCCCUUCUGCAAAAAAGUUUACCCUGAUUACCAGGCAGCCGUCAGUCUGCUAACCCUAAGUUUAAGCUCCGCCUUUGCAGCACUUUUAAAAGUUCAAGAACGAUCAUGA
Molecule: messenger RNA, 561 nt
Organism: Carica papaya (papaya)
Lineage: Eukaryota; Viridiplantae; Streptophyta; Magnoliopsida; Brassicales; Caricaceae
Source: RefSeq, a predicted model, not a curated record